AUCACUGAGCAGAUGUUAGAAGGCACCUGCCCUGCGGUAGCGUGUGCUAAAUAUGUCAACAUAACUGUUUUUAACUAAUGUAGUCUUACCGAGUUUUAUUCAUGCUCGGGUUAAAUGUGGCGUUUGUUGACAUUGUCAGUGCAAGGUUUUCAUUAGAAACAAGACGUCAGAUUAGUGUUUUUACUAGAGUUUCAGCGUUUUCAAGUCGCCUGGAGUGACCCCUCCUCUCCACUCUUCGUCGGUAACCACAGGCCGCUUCUGUGUGUCCUGUCAUCCCCACUAAAGCAACGAUGCCUCCCGGUGUGGUGACCGCGCCACGGAGCUCAACCGCCAGCUGCUUCUGCGCGUGCUGCGGGGUGCAGAUGAGACCUUAUUUCACCGAGAACUCCGUGAUAUCUCAGGGAGAAAUUUAUCAGCUCAUCAGCGAAAGUUUCCUGACAGUGAAAGGAGCGGCUCUCUUCCUACCUCGAGGAAAUGGCUCCUCCACAUCUUCUGCCUCUCGCUUCUCCCAGCUGCGCAGCAAACAUGCAGGAGACAUCCAGCAGCAUCUACAAACCAUGUUUACUCUCCUCAGACCAGAGGACAACAUCAAACUGGCGGUUCGUUUGGAGAGUGUCCACCCUCAGGUCACACGGUACAUGGUGGUGGUGUCAACCAAUGGACGUCAGGACACAGAGGAGAGCGUGGUGUUGGGAAUGGAUUUCAGUCCUAUAGAUAGCUCCUGUUCUAUAGGGCUGGUUUUACCCUUAUGGAGCGACACGUUGAUACACCUGGACGGAGAUGGGGGUUUUAGUGUGUCCACUGAUUACAGAGUACACAUCUUCAAGCCUGUCUCUGUACAGGCCAUGUGGUCAGCCUUGCAGUCACUUCAUAAAGCAUGUGAGGUAGCUCGUUGUCACAACUACUUCCCAGGCAGCUUGUUCCUCACCUGGGUCAGCUACUAUCAGAGCAGAGUCUCCUCCGACCAGGUACGCAUCAAUGAGUGGAACGCCAUGCAGGAUGUGCAGUCACACCGUGCCGAUUCGCCAGUGCUCUUCUCUGACAUACCCACAGAGAGAGAGCUGACUGAGCGGCAGAUCAAAUCCAGUUUGAGGGAGAUCAUGAUGCAGAAAGACCUCGAGAAUGUGACCUGCAAAGAGAUCCGAACAGAACUAGAAAUGAACAUGACAUGCAACUUGCGGGAGUUUAAGGAGUUCAUCGACAAUGAGAUGAUUGUCAUCCUGGGCCAGAUGGACAGCCCUACAGAGAUCUUUGAUCAUGUUUUCUUGGGAUCUGAGUGGAAUGCAUCCAAUUUGGAAGAGUUGCAGAAGAGCGGGGUUCAGUACAUCCUGAAUGUAACCAGGGAGAUUGAUAACUUCUUCCCUGGUGUGUUUGAGUACCACAACAUCCGUGUUUACGACGAGGAGGCCACAGACUUGCUGGCAUAUUGGAAUGACACAUACAAGUUUAUAUCUAGAGCCAAGAAAGCUGGAUCAAAGUGCCUGGUGCACUGCAAAAUGGGUAUAAGUCGCUCUGCUGCCACAGUGAUUGCGUACGCCAUGAAGGAAUAUGGCUGGGACUUGAAAAAAGCUUUUGAUUAUGUCAAGGAGCGUCGAACAGUGACCAAACCUAACCCCUCCUUUAUGCGACAGCUGGAGGAGUAUCAGGGCAUACUACUGGCCAGCAAGCAGAGGCACAACAAACUGUGGCGUUCUCACUCCGACAGUGAUCUAUCCGAGGCCCAUGAGCCACUGUCCAAAUCUUAUGCCCAACCGCACAGCCUGGGUCACUCUGACCCACAUAACCAGGCCAGCAGCACGCCCACUCCCUCUGUGAAAGAACUGCUGGAGUCACUAGGGACUCAAACUAGCACAGUCAAAGCAGCACACUCCACCAGCCAGCCUGAUACUGGGAUCCAGUGCAACCAGCUCAGCUCUUCUGCCCCUGCGGGGGUGGCGGCGCCAAGCCUUGAGGCCCCUUGUCACCCUGCUGUAGUUCAGAUCAGCAAGCUAGGAUCAUCGUGUCCUUGCUCGACAGCUGGAUCUGUGUCACCCUUAUCCCCCCCCCUCUCUAAUGGCUCAUGUGACUCUGAGGAGCAGCCAUCAUCGCCUCCUCUCUCUCAGCCAAAGGCUGCUACUGUAGUGCCCGAGCUUCAAAAGACAGAUAUGGUGACUGUUGCACAGAGUGUUUUAGUGGGCCAGCCUCACCCCCCUCCUUCCUUCCACCACCUCCCUCCCUCCCCCGCUCCGUCCCCAACUCCAGCUGUGGAUGCACAGAUGUUGUCCUGCUCACUGCCUGUGAUAAAACCCAUGCUAGUGUCAGUGCCUGAGCCCAUGGCAACACAAGCACCAAGCACACACCAGACAGGACCCCAGUGUCUGUCUGCUCCAGUGCCUGUCAAAAAAUCUGACUCUGACCAACAGAUGUGUACAGCAGCCCAUUCCCCCUCCACCUGUGAUUUUAUCAGCUACCCCAGUGCCAUUCCACAGGACAGUGAGAUGUUGUUCGGACACAGUGCUGACCACAUUAACUUUUUCAGUGCCAGGGAAAAGUUCAAAGGAAUGAGUCAAGAUGGUAAAAGUCACUGUGCUGCUGUACAGCAGACCCCACAGCUGAAGAAUUGUGGAAAGGAACAGCAAUCACUGCUUCAGGGUGUCUCCACUGGUGAGGGGAAAGAUGAAGGAAAAAAUAAGGAAAUGACGGCCCCUGUGCAGGCCACAGGAUUGAAGCCUGCUCUGAACACAGAGACCUCACCUCAAGGCCUUCUCAGCCAACCAGAGCCUCAGGGCCCCGAAGACCAGGAAGUGAGGAAGCUGAGGCAGGAAAUGGUGGACGGAGAUGUUGUAUUAAAGAAGGAAGCUGAGAAUGUUAAAGAGGAAGUAAGAAACAAAGAAGAGGAGGAGCCUGCUCGUCUCUACAGCGAUUGGUCGAGGGGGUCAGUGCGGCGUGUCACCAGACAGCUUGAGCAGAUAAUGAAACAGGAGCAUGAGAGUCCGUCACUCUCCUCCUCUCCACCAUCUCUCCCUGGCUGCUCUUCCAAACAUCCACUGAGCAUCCCUCUUCUAUCGAUGUCUACUACCCAGGAUGCAUCUGUUUGCCAGCAGGUCUCGGUAGAUAGUGUGCAGGAGGAGCAGAAGGAUGUGAUGGAUGGGCCAGGGAAAAGGGACGGUGGUGAUGUAGUUGAGUUGGGGGCUUUAGGAAAUAUUCACAGAAGCACUAAAGGACAAAAACAGCAGCCUGCUGAAACUAGAAAGUUCUCUACCUCUUCCUCUUUCCACCGCUCUGCCCACUCUCCCUUCGCCUCUGUGAACUUUCUGUGUUUGGAGGGCGUGACAGAGCUCGAGUCAGACACCGACUGGGAGUGCUCCUCAGAACCUCAGAGUGACAUCAUCAUGAGGGAGACGUGGGAGACGUUGUGCGAGCUGGGUGCCUUCCUGCAGCAGGUGAGCAUGGGAGGAGUCUGCCACGUGGACCAAGUUUUUGGCCUCAGUACUGCAUCAAAUCAGAAGCGAGGUGGAGGCAGAGUCCAGAAGAGGGUCAGAGAGGUUGAAGCUAGGAUUCGUCAGGCUGGACUGACCCCUCCAUCUCUGAUGAAGCGCUCUGCCUCUUUGGCUAAACUGGGCUGUUUGGAGCUGCUCGCCAACGACCUGAGUGAGCUCAGCCGCUCCUCUGCAGCUCUGUCCACAACAGAACCUCCAACGCACACCGUCAGUGAUGAGUCCAAGAAACAGCGGGUCCACAAUUCUCCCUCCUUAGCCCACCAGCAGUCAGAAGUCCUGGUUAUUGGUCCAGAGAUGCUUGUAAAGGUUCAGGAAACCUCUCCACCUGCACAACCUCCACCAUCACAUCCACAGGGGCUCCCUAACUCUGGCCAAGACUGUCUGCAUUCACCCACACUAUCAUUAAUGGCAUCAAGGCAGCAGUAUGGAAGGACUCACCCUCUGAGGAGGCUUAAGAAAAGAACUGUUAGCACCCUUUACCACACCAUGUAACCCUCACUGUGUGAAUGUCUGAGAGAGAGAGAGAGAGAUUGUGCGCACUUGUGAGAAACAGAAAUCAAAUGCAUAUGUUGGAUUUAUUCAGCGCAACAAACCAAUGCCUCUUGCCUUAAAGGAUUUGUUAAGUUGUUUCUAUGUCUAUUUCCCUCCUGCAGAUCUGUGAUAUGAUACAAGUCUCAGUGAAUGAACAGUGAUGAGGCUAUGAUGGUUUAGUUCAGUAAAAUGAACAUUUUCAGAAAGCAGCAAAAGCAAUCAUUCCAAUGAGAACAGGUAACCUGUUUUAGAUGCUGACAGCCUGAGCCUGCACAUAUUCACUCCUUGAAACAUGGCUGGUUUCUCCAUUAUCAACUUGAUAUAAAUUUACUUGAUCUCUGUUGGUUGGUUGAAUUUUCCGACCUGAUCUUAGGUGGAAUGUAGCCUGUUGUCCUCUUUUUUUCUUUUCAUGUCUCAUCAUCAGAACCUUGUUGUGCUGGAGAGCUUACAAGAAAAUGGUAGAGCUUUUCUUCUGGUACAAUCUGAGCAGACAACUCAAAAUGUACAUGCAAGAUUAAGCUGGAUUCUUUUAGUAGAAAAGCAUCAUCUUGGACUGGUUAUAUUCAUUGGUUGUGCUAGCACAAGUCAAACUAAACACAAGAGAGGUAAGUUAAAGCAGAGCCACUCCCUGUAUCCAUAGGGAGGGAUGCUGAUAGGAAUACUAGUUGCAUAGCUGUACAGAAGUCCAUUAAAAACAGAGAGAAGAGGCCUGCUGUGUUUUUGCAAUGUUUGUUUUGACUACACAAUACCUCAGUAUGUCUGAACCAAAUCUGACCUGCACAAAAGUCAAACUCUGGAUUCCUGGAAUGUCAGUCAGAAACAAUUUCAGUGUCACUGUCGUCAACUGAAGUGAUUCAUCAUCUCUCCUCUCCAUCCUCUCAGUUCUUAUGCCACUCAAACUGGACAUUGUCUGUAUGUCUUUCUGUGUGGGGUUCGGGCAUUGGGAGUGUAUAUUUGUGAGUGUUCUGCUUUUUCUUUGAGAUGUAAAGGUCUAUGUUGUGAGUGUUGAAAUUUUAAGAGCUGUACAUGUUUUAUAUCUGGUUUAUGUCUGUGUGUGAGUGAGUAACAACUUUUCAAUGUGGGUGUACACUUUUUUUUUUACAUUUAUUUUAAUUAUCUCUUUUUGUACACAUUUUUAAGGAGUGUGCCUGUGACUGGCAAGUAGAGCUUCUCUGCAGUCUAUCAGAAAUGUCUGUACAGGGAGGUCUGUCAUACAUGCACUUUACUCCCUUUUUCUUUUUAAUGUGGCUUUUGUAUGUGUGGUUGCUACUUUGGGGAGCAUGCGUAGGUUGUAGCAGCUAUUGGGUAUGCGUGUGUGUGUGUGUUGUCAAAGCCUGAUUUCUAUUUUGUUUUAUUUUAAAAAUCAGUGUAAAUAGUCUUUUUUUAUCAUGUGCUUCAACUGUGACCAUUAAACAAUGGCAAUUA
Messenger RNA from Cheilinus undulatus (humphead wrasse), 5435 nucleotides. It is a transcript of the gene ssh2b, whose product is annotated as slingshot protein phosphatase 2b. Gene Ontology annotation, cellular component: cytoplasm. Gene Ontology annotation, biological process: actin cytoskeleton organization; negative regulation of actin filament polymerization; protein dephosphorylation. The record is from RefSeq and is a predicted model, not a curated record. Gene Ontology annotation, molecular function: actin binding; protein tyrosine/serine/threonine phosphatase activity. The transcript has 14 exons. The coding region runs from base 291 to 3971 and encodes 1226 amino acids. Lineage: Eukaryota; Metazoa; Chordata; Actinopteri; Labriformes; Labridae.